This is a messenger RNA of Dama dama (fallow deer), 2574 nucleotides long. It is a transcript of the gene VIPR2, whose product is annotated as vasoactive intestinal peptide receptor 2. The record is from RefSeq and is a predicted model, not a curated record. Gene Ontology annotation, biological process: adenylate cyclase-modulating G protein-coupled receptor signaling pathway; cell surface receptor signaling pathway. Gene Ontology annotation, molecular function: vasoactive intestinal polypeptide receptor activity; peptide hormone binding; G protein-coupled peptide receptor activity. The transcript has 13 exons. Gene Ontology annotation, cellular component: plasma membrane. NCBI's taxonomy places the organism in Eukaryota, Metazoa, Chordata, Mammalia, Artiodactyla, Cervidae. The coding region runs from base 244 to 1455 and encodes 403 amino acids.
UCGCGGGGCUGGGCCGAGGGGCGGGGAUCUGGGCUGGUCCCGGGGCGCGGGGAUCGGGGCUGGUCCCGGGGCUCCACCCGCCCUCCGAGCUCGCUGGACGGAGCAGGCCUGCCGGGGACUCUGGACUCACCCGCAGAGCGCGAAGAACCGAAGCCCCACCCCGGCCCGCUGUAAGACCCGGCCGGGAAGGUGAGCAGUAUUCACCCAGAAUGCCGAUUUCAUCUGGAAAUUCAGGAGGAAGAAAUGAGAUGUGCAGAGCUUCUAAGGACUCGAACAGAAAAACACAAAGCCUGCAGCGGCGUCUGGGACAACAUUACUUGCUGGCGCCCCGCGGAUGUUGGCGAGACCGUCACGGUGCCCUGUCCAAAACUGUUCAGCAAUAUUUACAGCAAACCAGGAAACAUAAGCAAGAACUGCACCAGUGACGGGUGGUCAGAGACAUUCCCGGAUUUCAUGGACGCGUGUGGCUACAGCGACCCUGAGGAUGAGAGCAAGAUCACGUUCUACAUUCGGGUGAAGGCCGUUUACACCCUGGGCUACAGCGUCUCUCUGAUCUCCCUUACAACAGGAAGCAUAAUUCUUUGCCUCUUCAGGAAGCUGCACUGCACCCGGAACUACAUCCACCUGAACCUGUUCCUGUCCUUCAUCCUGCGGGCCGUCUCGGUGCUGGUCAAGGACGACGUGCUGUACUCCAGCUCCGGGAGGCUGCACUGCCCGGACCUGCCGUUCUCCUGGGUGGGCUGCAAGCUGAGCCUGGUCUUCUUCCAGUACUGCAUCAUGGCCAACUUCUACUGGCUGCUGGUGGAGGGGCUUUACCUCCACACCCUGCUCGUGGUCAUCUUCGCCCCCGGCCGGCGCUUCCUGGCCUACCUCCUGAUCGGAUGGGGCGUCCCCACCGUCAGCACGGGUGCGUGGGUUGUGGCCCGGCUCUUGCUGGAGGACACGGGUUGCUGGGACACCAGUGACCACAGUGUUCCUUGGUGGGUUAUACGAACACCGAUUUUAAUUUCUAUUAUAGUCAAUUUCAUCUUUUUCGUUAGUAUUAUACGAAUUUUACGGCAGAAGUUGACAUCCCCAGAUGUCGGCGGCAACGACCAAUCACAGUACAAGAGGCUGGCCAAGUCCACCUUGCUGCUCAUCCCGCUGUUUGGCGUCCACUACAUGGUGUUCGCAGUGUUUCCCAUCGGCAUCUCCUCCAAAUACCAGAUUCUGUUUGAACUGUGCCUCGGAUCCUUUCAGGGCCUGGUGGUGGCGGUUCUCUACUGCUUCCUGAACAGCGAGGUGCAGAGCGAGCUGAGACGCACGUGGCGUGGCCUGUGGCCCAGCCGGCCCUCCGCCCGGGACCGCCGGCUGCACAGCCUGUCCAUCUCCAGGACCGGCUCGGAUGGUGCCCUGCAGGGCCCCCGCGGCUCCCGCGCCCCAUCCCUCCUGCAGACGGAGACCUCAGUCAUCUAGGGGCCCCAGUGUGGCCCUGGCCCCCGCAAGGGGGGCCCAAGCGGACUCGGCCCUGGCCACCCAGAGCUGGGCCUGGCUGAUCCUCCGGGGGACUGGGUGACCUUGAAACCGCCUGGGACUUAAAGCUCAUGAUUGUCAAAGUCCAGCAGUCAGGCGCUUUGUCAUUCAUAUUGUUUGGCCAUGCAGACGAACCCAUUUUCAAAGAGACUAGGAAAGACCGAGGUGGUAGAACCCAGGACUUGGUGUCAGCGACUGUGGAAGAAAGAAGGGGUUUUCUGAUCUCAGCACCAGUUCUCAGGGGGUGCAGGCCUGGGCUGCGGCGCUGGCCUUCAGGGAUGUGGUCACCGCUUCUGAAUGACCUGCACCACUGCUCUCCCAGCCUCAGUCAUGGGGCGGUCCAGCCCGUGGUGCGCAGGACACGUGGACCUCCCCCGAGGGCCCCCACGGAGCCUCCCGCACGCCCAGCAAGGCCCCUCGCCUCCGCACCCCCGGGCGCCCAGGGCCCCGCCUGCUCACACCACAUCCGGACUCUCGCCUCUGCUGCUGCGCUCAGUUCUCCUGCCGCUCCGUGACACCGGCCCCCCCUUACCAACAAGGCCAUGGAGCCUUCGUCUCGGGGCAUCACGGAGCUGAGCGUGGGUGCCUGUCGUCAGGACGGCCGGCGCUGGGCAGCGGGGCCAGGGGGCAGGGCUGGGCUGAGGAGUGGGCCGGACAGCCGGGGCAUGACUGGGAGGCUUGUCACCCAGCAUGGUCCCUCUGGGGGGUGUGCCCGGCCCCCAGUGAGGAGAGCCUGGCCCAAGAGCGUGGGACAGCCACGGGGGGCCCGGCAGCGGAGCCCCAGCUCAGUGAGCGAGCGCACGCCCGGCACGCCUGGAGAGCCGGCCCAGUGUCUCGGGCCGCCGUCUGGCGUGGGUGCUGGCUGCGCACCUAGGGGUCUGUCAGCUGCCAGCGCCUGGUGGUCCGGCCCGACGGGAGCAGAGGGGAGACUGCCUGUCACUCCCCGAUAGCAGGACAGAGGUGACCGAAGCACCCGACAUGUCACUGCAAAGUGCUGUAAACGUGUGCGCGUGGAAUGUGCCCCAGCUGCCGCGCGAGACCACUUGAAUAAAACCCAUUUUG